This is a messenger RNA of Neofelis nebulosa (Clouded leopard), 4224 nucleotides long. It is a transcript of the gene MOSPD1, whose product is annotated as motile sperm domain containing 1. The record is from RefSeq and is a predicted model, not a curated record. Gene Ontology annotation, cellular component: cytoplasm. The transcript is spliced from 6 exons. Lineage: Eukaryota; Metazoa; Chordata; Mammalia; Carnivora; Felidae. Bases 1765 to 2406 code for a protein of 213 amino acids.
CCACGAGACCAUGACCUGAGCUGAAGUUGGACGCUCAACUGACUAAGCCACCCAGGUGCCCCUAAGAAAAAGAUUUUUAAAAAGAUGCUACUGGAGGGCAUCUUUAUUAUUAUUUUUUUAAUCUUAAAACAUAUACUACUCAACUUUUACAGUGUAUAGACUGUUGUGAAGUCUUUUACUUCGGUAAGACCUCAAAGUACGUGGAAAACCUAGAAAAUGUGUAAAAACCAAAUAGCCUAAUAUUUGUACAAUGAACCAUUUAACCUAUAGUGAACAGCACAACAGUGCCUGUGAAACACCUGACUUCAGGAAUGUACCAGCCCUUAAAAAUCCUAACAGGCAGUACUGGAAAUUUAAAGAGGAAGAGAGCCGAGUCGAUGAAAUGGGAAGGAAGAAGCGGUUUUAACACUGGCGAGACUAGAGCAAAAGAACUUAUUGCUCUUAACUGUUUAGUAUUUAGCUGGCCACUGGCAGGCCUGCACCAAAUAUGGCAGAAGGAGAUAGUUCCUGUGCCCAGAUAAAAGGGAGCGGGCCCAGGGGUGGAGCCAGAACCCUAAUCAGAGUAAACACGAGAGCCGGAGAGAGGGGGUCGGUAGCUGGUACACUGGAGCCAAGCAGACGGGUCACUUCACUUGUUUCUGGGGAAGUCUGCUUCAGGUUAUCCUUAACCGUUUCAAACCUCAACCCACUUUCUGCACAAGAAUCCCCAAGGGCCACUUACUCCAUUUGAUUUUCUCGCAGCCUCCCGUUUCCCCCCAAAAGGGGGGGGGUGCAAAUGACACUACGCCUUUAAAGUGGUUUCUGUUUGCAAUCUCCAUUUUGAGUCUGUAGUGGGCAAAGGUUUGGAAAUUCCCACUUCUCUCCGAGUCUUCUCUUUUCCUUCUGGUCAAUCGAAAGGGAGGAAAACAGAAAAAAAAGAAAAAAUCACACUGUGGGGGGUGCCGGUCUCCCUGGACUGAUAGUGGAGAGUGUGUGAGGACUUAUGUGUUUAGACUUUUGUGUGAGUGUGUGUGUGUGUGUGUGUGUGAGAGAGAGAGAGAGAGAGAGAGAGAGAGAGAGAGACAGAGAGGGAGGGAGAGAGAGUAGUUUACAAACUGGUCACAAGGUGGUGUACAGACAUCGGAUUUUCUUUCAGAUUUUCAUUCAUGGUUGUAUCCCUGUGCCUUUGUACAGAGGAAAAGGACAAGGCCGUUCGUGCAUCGCCAGCUGCCAGCUGCACUGUCUCCCCGUAAGGCUGGGGCUCUUCGGGAACCUAGGCGGCCACUGAGGAGCCAGGGCUGAUGACAAGGGAGAGGGGCAGGAGAGUGGGCGGGAGGUGUGGGGAGAGACAGCUGGGAGCGCGCGUUCUCUGUUCUCUCACCUGAACCCCUGGCAAGCAGCCACCAUAGAUUUACUGCUCCCUUAACUGGGAUCCUUUCCGUCUUUUAUGGACAAAGUGCGCUCAGCUAUGAGGUACAGGAAUGUUCCUUGAUGGGGGAGACGGUUAUCAGUAGACGCCCGUAGGCAAAGCUGCUAAGUGCCCGAGGUUGGGUCCGUGUAGGAUGCCCCCAAACCCAAACCGACAAAAAACCCACAGAAACACGAUAUGGCAUUAUGCUUGAAGUCUGGGCCGUCAGAAGUAAUCCACACAAAGCCAAUGUCAGGAUAUGCCACGAAUACAAUUGCCAAAAUGCUUUGGAGUUUUUAACUAACUGACUUAAGAAAAGUCCAAAAUAGAUUUGAGACUGUAAAAACAGAAGCUGCAGCAAGGGGGAUUCAGUGCCAAUGCAUCAACAAAAAAGACAGCCAGAGUUAGUGGAAGGAAAUCUUCCUGUUUUUGUGUUUCCCACGGAGCUAAUAUUUUAUGCAGAUGACCAGUCAACACAUAAGCAAGUGUUGACUCUGUAUAAUCCCUAUGAGUUUGCCUUAAAGUUCAAAGUUUUGUGUACUACUCCAAAUAAGUAUGUUGUCGUCGAUGCUGCAGGUGCAGUCAAGCCUCAGUGUUGUGUGGAUAUUGUGAUUCGUCAUAGAGACGUUCGAUCCUGUCACUAUGGUGUAACGGACAAAUUCCGUCUCCAAGUUUCCGAGCAAAGCCAGAGGAAGGCUUUAGGAAGGAAAGAGGUUGUGGCUACUCUUCUCCCGUCUGCAAAAGAACAACAAAAGGAAGAAGAGGAAAAAAGGAUAAAGGAACAUUUAACUGAAAGUUUAUUUUUUGAGCAGUCCUUUCAACCAGAAAACAGAACUGUCUCUUCAGGACCUAGUUUACUAACUGUCUUCCUGGGAGUGGUGUGCAUUGCGGCUUUGAUGCUUCCUACGCUGGGGGAUGUGGAAUCGCUGGUGCCUCUCUACCUCCACUUAAGUGUGAAUCAAAAAUUAGUGGCUGCUUAUAUCUUAGGUCUUAUCACAAUGGCCAUACUUAGAACAUGAGCAAGGAAUUCAGUUGACUUCUGAAGUAAAUUUAUCUUGCAAAUAUGAAUGUGGACUGCCUUUUAUCUCUUUCACUCCAUUAACAUGCUACAAACUAUUGAGUGAUUUACAAUAAUUGCAAAUGUAUAAUUGCAAACGUAUAAUAUAUAUUUUAAAUUACUCUAUAAUUUUAUUUGAAGGACUCUAGCACAUUAUGAUACAGACAGCAAGGAUGCCUCAAUUACGCCUAGGAAAUUAUUUGAAAAAAUUCUUUUUAUAUCUAAACCGAUUAUGCAAAAGACUUUAACCAUCUGUUAUUUUCUCAUCUUUUUUUCUAAUUUACUUUGAUUAAGGUCGUAUGUCCUUCACAGUUAAAGGCCUGAAAGAGCAAACUGACCAGCUUAAAUGUAAAAUGACAUUUCCUAACUACAAACAUCAAUGUUCCUAUGUAAAUUAUACCUUGUCCUCUCAUUAUAAACAGUUGCCAUGGUGUUUCUAAAAUAAGUUUCACGGUUAAUGUGUGGAGGGCACCAAGAGAAAAAGCAUAAAGUGCUGAGGGAUCAUGCUUAUCCUAUCCUAGGAUCUCACAGGAGACCAGACAUAUUUCAUUCAUCUGGUGAACUACAGCACAGGUUGUGGUCCAGACACAAAGCAUGUGGGGGUUUUUGCAACCCUCAGAAGUAGGGUGACUUCUCUAUUUGGCCUAAGAAGUCUAAAGGAAGGUAGGCAUUUGUUUAGUUAAUUGGUUCACCCUGGCUUUACCUCUGGAUAAUGCUUUCUGUUAACAGGAGGAAAAAAAUCGCUUUAUCAUUUCUUCCUAGCCCUUUGCCCGACUGUAAGCAACUAGACCGGUCUGGGGUUACCAGAUACCGGGUGGUUUAUAUGGAGAUGUUUUUCACCUUUAAACUCCAAGCCAAGUAUACAAAAUCCUUGAUAACGUGUCUAUUUUAUAACAGUCACGGAGAUAUUUUUUAAGUUUGUAUUUAUUAAGACAACUUUACCAAAAAAAAGCCCCUAAAGCACAACUAUUUACAUUUCUUUGUAGCGUCUCUGAUCUUUAACCACAUAUAUGCAGUUUGAACUGUUCUUAUCAUAAUAACUGAUCUUUUGACUUAGGGUUUUUUUUUUAAGUUUAUUUAUUUAUUGCGAGAGAGAGUGUGCACGCGAGCAGGGGAGGGGCAGAGAGGGAGAAAGAGAAUCCGGAGCAGGCUCCGUGCUGUCAGCGCAGAGCCCAACGCGGGGCUCGAACCCACGAACUGUGAGAUCAUGACCUGAGCCGAAAGCAAGAGUCGGACACUUAACCAACUGAGCCACCCAGGCGCCCCUUGACUUAGGAUUUUUAUCUGAGAGCACAAUGCCUUGAGUCUCUUGAAAAUCAUCUUUCAGAUCUUUUUACAGAACAAACUUCUGCACCUGCUACUGUAGUAUUCUCAAGGAAUUUACAUAAACACAAAAUGUAUGCCUGAGGUUGGUUUUUGCAGGAAAUAGUACUUUGCUUCUAAAGUAAAAGCUACAUAUACUCUUUCAGAGAAAAUCUUCACUGUUUAACCAUUUGGGGAAGAUAAAUCAUUAAAUGGAUCAUGUCUGUACAUUGUGUAAUGACUGAAAAGCACAUAAAUGUAAUCUAUUUUGAACUUUGUAAAAAAAAAAUAUGUUUGGAGGCUAUCCUUGUUUCUCUGUCCCUUUCAAGUCCUCUGUGUGUGUGUGUGUGCACGUGUGUGCAUCCGCGCAUGCGUGCGUCUGUGUGCAAGCGCACACAUGUGCGUGUGAGAUAACCCGUUGUAAAGGACAAAAAUUACUUUGAAAAAAUAAAAGAAAAUGGAGACCUCCUGAGUUUCA